Molecule: messenger RNA, 1294 nt
Organism: Carassius carassius (crucian carp)
Lineage: Eukaryota; Metazoa; Chordata; Actinopteri; Cypriniformes; Cyprinidae
Gene: mosmoa
Product: modulator of smoothened a
Exons: 3
Coding region: 649-1152 (167 amino acids)
Biological process (GO): negative regulation of smoothened signaling pathway
Cellular component (GO): Golgi apparatus; ciliary membrane
Source: RefSeq, a predicted model, not a curated record
GCAACUGAGCGUGAUCUCACGGGCCUGUUGUGUCUGACGAGAGUCGCUGCAUGGGGGGGCUUUGCUUUAUGUCAUCAGGAACGGAGCGAGAGGUGCGUCUACGCCGCUGUUUCUCACGCUUCUGCGGCGUCUUCCAGACGUUUCUUUCCAAAUACACUCGUUUAACGACCUCGCACGAGCGCGGGAUUCUGACGGGGUCCUGAGGAUGAUGAUGCGGCGGUGUUGUUGUGCUCGCGUGCAGCUGAGGAGACAGAUGGACAGUAGCACCGUCGAUGAAAACGGCUCCAUACCUCUCUAACUGGUUGUCUUGCCGCACUAGCCGUUAAACUCCCGCAGUCGAGAGCUUCUUGGAGAUGGAUAUGUGGACGUCGAGCGGCAGCAGGGCCUCCGGAUGGCGAACAAACCGCGAGGAUUUGUAGCCUGCUAGCUAACGAUAGACAGAGAAGAAGAGCGCAGUCACCGUGUGAGGGGGAUGAUGAGGAGCGAGCUUCAGCCCUGAGCUUUCACCAGGAGGAAGAUCAGGCACAGAUCCGGUUCUCUGAUGAGCUCGUGUCGCUCUCCGGAGCUGCUGGACCUCUAGCCGUGACUGUUCACUGAUUGAGACACUAGCUCGGUUCUUCUCGCGUCUGUCUGUCACAGUCAGCGGAGAUGGAUAAACUCACCAUCAUUUCAGGAUGUCUCUUUCUGGCUGCGGAUAUCUUCGCCAUAGCGAGCAUAGCCAACCCAGACUGGAUCAACACUGGCGAGUCAGCAGGAGCUCUUACUGUGGGGCUGGUUCGUCAGUGUCAGACCAUUCACGGACGCGAUCGAACCUGCAUCCCCCCUCGACUCCCUCCAGAGUGGGUCACCACGCUCUUCUUUAUCAUCAUGGGCAUCAUCUCCCUCACGGUCACCUGCGGCCUGCUGGUGGCCUCGCACUGGCGCCGAGAAGCCACGAAGUAUGCCAGGUGGAUCGCCUUCACAGGAAUGAUCUUGUUUUGUAUGGCCGCCCUCAUCUUCCCAAUAGGAUUCUACAUCAACGAAGUAGGGGGACAACCGUACAAAUUACCCAACAACACCGUGGUGGGCUCCUCUUAUGUACUGUUCGUGCUCUCCAUCUUCUUCACAAUAGUGGGGCUCCUGUUUGCGGGAAAAGUCUGUCUUCCUGGCUGAGGGGACGCUCCCAGGAGGGACAGCUGCGGUGUUCAAAGUUGAGACCGAGAGAAGCAGCACUCAUUGAGAAGGGCCAAUGACAGGGGGCGGUGGUUUAUGGUAAUAACUCAUUAAACUGCGAAACUAAACAGACGAUUACUGC